AUGGAAGCUAGUGAUGACGGCGCCACCCCUACGCCUGGACCAAGUCCGUCUGCCGGCCCCAGUGCUCCGCGCCAACAGGUUCGCGCCUUUUUGUCAUGCGGCUUCUGUCGCAAGAGGAAGCGGAAAUGCGACCGGUCUCUACCCGAGUGCUCGCUCUGUCGAAGACACCGACGGAAAUGCAUCUAUCCCCAGCGCAGAGUCCCUACCCCGAGAGCAGAGGAGGACGGGGAGGAGGUCGAGGAGGUGUCUCUCCCCACGGAAAAAAGAAUCGAGCCUCAGCCGGCAGAGGCGGUGGUCGUCUACUUUCUGGAUCGCGAUGUUUUCAAAUGCGGCCAGAUGGUGGUCGCGGAUGUGCAGUCGACCGUGCCUCGAAACGUGUCAGCCCUUCUAGGAGAUGCUGCCACACUUCGACAGGACGGCGCAGAAUACUUUCGGACCGUCCACUGUUGGUGGUCGAUCAUUUCCAAGCAUUCGUUCUACAACCGCCUCGUGAACCCGUUGGUGCCACGACAAGGGGAUGUCGCCCUGCUUUUGCUCUGCAUGAAACUGAUCAUCUGGAGGCCGUCGGAGGAACGACAAGACCCUCGGACGCCGUUGUAUCUGGCUGCAAAGCACUACGCAACCGAGCUCGAGGUAGCAGGAGCCUUCAGCAUCCGUGGCCUCCAGGCAGCUGUGCUGAUUGCGGUCUAUGAAUUCGCUCAUGCGAUCUACCCGUCUGCAGUCCUGUCCAUCGCCUCCUGCGCAAGAAGUGGAAGGGCUCUGAACAUCCACCUGACUUUGACAGAGAGUCCGGCGGAAUGUGUCGAUGGUUUCCAGUCGGAGGAGAAGAGACGGCUGUGGUGGGCAAUCCUGAUCCUCGAUCGCUUCGCAAACAUAAGCUGUCCGGGCAGACGCAACUUUGAGACCGACGAUCCCAGCCCAGAGGAUCUUCUACCUGUCGAUGACGCGGCUUGGGAUGCCGGCAUGGUCACUCCCCACGACAGGAUGACCAUCUCGUGCCCGUCGACGGAAAGGAUGGGUCGAUUCGCCAAGUUGGCACAGGCAACACAUCUCCUUUGUCGUGUGCUCCAGCACGUUGGCGACGACUCGAUGGAAGCCGAGUUUCGAGAGACCCAGGAGCGGCAGCUGGAGAAGGCGAUUCAGAUGUCGAUUCGGAUGGUGAGUGGCGUCCUCAAAGGUCCUGCGGGCGCCCACGCACAGAUUUGUUACAGUUCCCUGUUCGUCCUGUACGACGACGCCCUGCGCAUCGAGCCAUCCACGCCCACCGAACUGAGACGUCGUGAUCAUGCGCGGGACCUGCUCGAACGAGUCUCGAAGACGUGCUCAACUUCGUCGGCGCACUUUCUCCAGGGAAAUGCGCUCCCCGUCGAGAUGGUAACUCCGUUCGUUCUGCAUUGGCAGUACCGAGCCGCGGCGUUUUACGUUCGCAUGGUCAGGGAAAGAUCCAACAGCGACCACGCAAGGAGUUUGGAGACUCUCAAGAUGGGACUGAGGCGGCUUGACACGAGGUGGAAAAUUGCAGGUACUUACAGACAUACCUGA
Molecule: messenger RNA, 1542 nt
Organism: Fonsecaea monophora
Lineage: Eukaryota; Fungi; Ascomycota; Eurotiomycetes; Chaetothyriales; Herpotrichiellaceae
Exons: 3
Coding region: 1-1542 (513 amino acids)
Biological process (GO): regulation of DNA-templated transcription; DNA-templated transcription
Cellular component (GO): nucleus
Molecular function (GO): DNA-binding transcription factor activity, RNA polymerase II-specific; zinc ion binding; DNA binding
Source: RefSeq, a predicted model, not a curated record